Microthlaspi erraticum is the source of this 720-nucleotide messenger RNA. Lineage: Eukaryota; Viridiplantae; Streptophyta; Magnoliopsida; Brassicales; Brassicaceae. The record is from the annotation of a GenBank genome assembly.
AUGAUGAUGAUGACGUGUCCGGAUAAUUGCUUGUGCUCUUCUUGUCCCACAAAUCAUUUGCUCCAUAAGGAAUCAAUGGGACCCAAAGCUGCAACCUUGGUUAUUUUCUUGCUGGGUUUGACCUUGGUUUCUGAUGCUAGAUCUUUCCUUGACUCCACCCUCUCAGAGGAAGUUCACAAGAAGGAAAACGUAUGCACUAUGUGUGAGGAAUAUGUUACUGAUGCUCUCACCUACCUUGAGAACAACGAAACACAAUCCCAGAUCAUCGAGGAUCUUCAUGAUCGGUGUUCUCAUAUGCGCGGAUUUGAGCAGCAGUGCGGAACUUUGGUGGACUAUUACGUCCCUCUGUUCUUCAAAACAGUGGAGUCGUUUCAGCCUCACUAUUUCUGCAAGAGGCUGAAUCUUUGUCAGCACGUGGCCGCUCUUGUUCAACAAGUCCGUCAAGACAGCUGCGGUGUCUGCCACAAGACUGUUUCAGAGAUUCUCGUCAAACUUCAAGACCCUGACACACAGCUGGAUAUAGUUGAAAUGCUUCUCAAGGCAUGCAAGUCGUUGAAGAACUACGAGAAGAAGUGCAAGAAGUUGGUGUUCGAGUAUGGACCUCUGGUCCUAGUAAAUGCGGAGGAGUAUCUAGUGAAAAACGACAUCUGCACACUCUUACGUGCAUGUCCAGCUAAGGAAAUGGUUAUAAGGCAGCCUGGCUCGUCGGCGGAUUCUUGA